Messenger RNA from Ceraceosorus guamensis, 444 nucleotides. RefSeq lists its product as hypothetical. The annotation marks the transcript as partial. Lineage: Eukaryota; Fungi; Basidiomycota; Exobasidiomycetes; Ceraceosorales; Ceraceosoraceae. The transcript has a single exon. The record is from RefSeq and is a predicted model, not a curated record.
AUGAAUGCGGAGCAGUGCACCCUUUGGUUCAUCAACGCUCGUCGCCGAAGCGGAUGGACCGAAUUCUAUCGCCAAUUUGCCUACGGGGAGAAGGACCGAAUGCGCAUCCUCAUUCAAGCGUUAGAGAAAGACCGCUCCGCAGAGUCCAAGCAUUUGCACGAGAUGUUCGCCAUCGACCACAAGGGACGCCGCGCCACCUUCAUGAAGGUCAACAAGGACGUCAAGGACUGCAUCGCUGCGUUCGAACGCAUGCUCAGCUGGAUCCACCAGGGUGGCCAAGACAGAGUCGGAGAUUGGCUAGAUGAAGUGCUGGCAGAGGCAGCUGCGGAGCGUGCCGCGUUGGAAGCGCAGGGCUUUGACUCCCCACAGGCGCACACUUCUGUUGAAGUAGCGCCUACGCCUGGUCCAACGCGGCCUAUGCGAGCAUUGCCAACUCGUUCAGCC